UAGGUAACUGAAACUAACGUUAGUAUGUGUGGGUCUGUUUCGAGUUCUGAACAAGCAGGACAAUUAACAAAUAAAAAGUGGGUUAAUUCUGAAAAAGUGGGUUACCGGUUAACAUCACAGAAAAUGUCAAAGAGCAUGCCAGUAUCAAAACAGAUCAACUCUGUCAAAGCUUUGGGAAAAGGUUCAAACCUCGAAAAGGCGAUAGCAACAGCUGCACUCGUGUUCUAUAACUCUGCAGGAGCAGAUGGGAGACUCACCAAAGGAGAAGCAAAAGAAAUGUUGCUGUCACAGUUUCAGGCAUUCAUACGGGGUCAGGAGGGAAAACCGAAAUACAAAGAGAUCUUUGCAGACCUCAGUGAAGAUAAAGAAAAGAAAAUCGCUCUUGAAGACUUCAUGGUUUUAGUAAUCAGUCUCACUAUUAUGUCUGACAUUUUGAAAGAUAUUCAGAAAGCCAAAAUAUAAUUAAGUUGCAGCCAUUUCCCAGUGAAUUGAUUUAAAAAAAAAUGAAAUGUGAAACAUUUUUUUCUACUGUAAGGAUUGCAAACCUUUUGCAGUGCAAUGAAUGGAUAAAUGUUCUGCAUAAAGUGGAAUGUUUUUCACUGAAAACCAUAAUUGUCACUUAGUCAUUUUACAUUAAACAGUUUUUGAUAAAUGUUAAAUACACAUUAGCCCAAAAAGGAUAAACAAAAGUAUCUGUUUACUCCAUGUGUCAUCUACAUAAAGGACUUACAGUACUGCUGAAGGCUGAAGGCAACCUAAGGAGAAAAUCAAGUUUAAACACUAAGAAAUCAAAAAAGGGUUUUAUUAUAUUUCGUAUUUUUGUAUUUUUGAAGUCUACUCUUUGUGGAGUAUUUUGGCUCCACUGCUAAACAAUGAAGAAAAAAGUAUUGAUCAUUUAAAUUUGUUAUCUUUGUAACUCAAUGAGUUCCACACAUUGGAACACACUGUAUGAUUAUAUAAAGAAUUUGUUUUGAAGUGUA
Molecule: messenger RNA, 980 nt
Organism: Lepisosteus oculatus (spotted gar)
Lineage: Eukaryota; Metazoa; Chordata; Actinopteri; Semionotiformes; Lepisosteidae
Product: sentan
Molecular function (GO): transition metal ion binding
Source: RefSeq, a predicted model, not a curated record